GCAUGUGGUAACUAUUUUAUAUGAUAUUAAAUGGAAUGCUAGAUUAUCAUAUGGUAUGUUUAUAUACUUGUAAAUCAAAUAUAUGAACUCUGUCGUAACUUUUUACAAACAUUGUUCAUUAAUUUUGAUUAAACACUAUAGCAUGUGUAGGCGACUUAAAUUAUGCCUGAACUAAGUUCUGUUGAAAAUGAGAAAUUCUCAAUUGAAGAAGAUGUUGUUUUGGAGGGUACACCAUUAUAUGAAUACCUUCAGGACUUAGACUUGAUUGAACCUCAUCAUCAAAAUGAAAGAAGAAACAGCAGCAUUAAACCAGCAAAGCAAGGGUUUUGGUAUGGUACCUCAUUCCCUGAAUACUUCAGACUGCAAAUGGAGGAAUUACGGCGAAAAUGUUCACACAUAUUCCCACUUUCUGAGGAUGUGUUAGUGGACAUGAGCCGCCAUUUUCACUCAAGAUAUGGAAGUGAAAUUCUGCAAAGCAAAGUUAUUUUAGAAGAUGACCUUGACUAUCUGUGUAUUCAAACACCCCAGCAGUUUUUGAACGCUAUAAACAGCAAUGAAAUCAAAAAGCCAACUAAACAUGCUUCCAAAUCGGGGCAUAACUCAUUCAGAUAUUCUGCUAUGGUGGUGUUGGUUGUUGCUUGCUUCAUUUCCUUCUUUUUCUCAACACUACCAACCUUUCCACAGUCAUGUUUGGCUAUUAUUGCCCUUGGUGUCAUCUGUUUUAAUGUUAGGUUAGAGAUAAUCAUUGAAAUGUGGAAACGUAAGCAUGAAGGAAACUUACAUGCCCUAAAUAGGUUUCUAUGCAUUAGCGCACAACUUCAUUCACAAAUCAAGCGAAGUAUUCGAUUAAUACAAGAAGUUGAGGUCGUUUCUAGAGGUUAUAAACUAGUAAACGGAACAACACCAAUUUCACGUAUUGAGUUAAUGAAUCGUGGUUCUGCACGAAUGUUUAUGAAGUUGAGAUAUAACGUUAUGAGGUCCAUUGUUAAGUGCACCCUCGUGUGUCGAACUGCUACAAAUCAACUUCUAGAAUAUUCUCUUCAAGAUUCAUGCGAUUUGGAAGAAUAUUUUAUUUGUAAAGUACCACUUAGUAAACUGGGAGUUUGCUUUAUGGAGAACUCAACCCCUUCAGAAAUGUUCAAUGCCACAGAUGGUUACUCUCUUAGUGCAUUGAAAUGUUUAAAUGAACUUCUAUGUAAACAAAGAUCGGAAAUGCUGACAAGAUUGUCGUUGACGUUAUCUGGUACGACAUGGGAUUUUACAUCUCAUGGUUUCUUGUCUCGUUUCACUUCUAUAUUAGAUCAACCAAACACAGUUACAGCUGAUAGCUUGCAAUCAUUACAGUGCAGUUAUGAUAUGCAUAAGUAUGUAACAAAUACAAAGAAUAUUCCACAACAAUCGCAAGGUGAGGGACAACCAUGCAAAACAUCUGUGCUGAGAAUCAACUUACAUAGUUUGCAAGUUCAUAUGAGAGCAGCUAUGCAUGCUGCCAUGCAGCUAGAAGAAAGUUUGCCAUUGGAUAAUACACAGGUCCAACUACCAGAUAAUUUCAUAAACAUAGGCAGACAUCUUGAGUCUGGCUUAGACUGCUGGGCACAGUUUAACAAAGAAAUUUCUGGUUUUGAAGAAAAUGAGAGCGAAAAGGAAGAAACAGAAAAUAUUGUUCAACCAGUUGUUACAGAAGAUGAAGAAUUAGUUGUGGUUGAUAAUACUGAUGAUGAGGUCACAAUGGAAGACCAGAUUUUUGAAGCAAUUGCAGAUGACAGCUCUGAUGAAGAUUACGACAGAGGUGAUAUGUUUGAUUCCCGCCCGACCAAAAUUGUGGAGGACACAGCUACUGUGAUGCGGGAGUUGCGAUCUGUGUUGGCUGUGAAGACUUCCGAAAAGGAGCGCGAGAUGUGGAAGAUGAAACUCUUUCCAGGAUACAAAGGAAAGAAGGUGGAAGAUCAAUUAAAAAAUGAAGAAUUAUCAAUUGAAGAGAAAUCUAAUAAUCCUGAAGAAAACUGUGAAGUUGAUAUUGUUGACACAAGUGAUCAGUCUGUAUCUUGUGAUUUAAACAAUAUUAAUAAUUCUAAACUAAAAGGGGAUGAUUUGGAAGUAGACCCACAAGCAAGUGAUACAUUGAAUGGAGAAAUUCGUUCUCAAAUGCUAAGUUUUCCUAAAAGAUCAGCACCUAAAGGUCGCAGACCACCAACAAACAAGCGUGCACACAAUACACGCAACGGUGUUGUAACAAUGCCAACUAUUGAAUCACAAUCAACAUCAACCGAUAGUGAUGAUAAUCAAACUGACCCAGAUUGGACCUCUGGUUUAGGCAUUGGUUUUCCUGGAGCAAUUGCCCUACAAGCAGCUGCAAUGGCUCGUAGUAAACAAAUUGGCUGUGGUCAGAUCACAACAUAUGGCUCUGAUAGCGAUUCUAGUUGAAUUGAAAUGUUUAAGAUAUUGCUUUGCCAAUUUUUCUUGAUGUAAUUUACACUGUGAAAGUUUAUUCUAGAACUAGGGUGCUAAAACAGCUUGCAAUGUGUUUCUUAGCGUAUUUUCACUAUACAAUAUCAAUGGUAUGUUUUACUAUUUGCAUCAGAACAACGGUAUGUUGGUAUGUCUGUACUAUCUAUUGUUUAUCCCUUUACAGUGUUGAGUGUAAAACUGAAGUUGGUGUCACUACAUAUUAAGUUCCAUGUCCAAUGCUGCCAAAUCUGAAUCUAUACGCACUGCAGCUUUUACACUGUUUUUUUUUUUUGUCACGUAUAUUACUUUUAGAAAGGUAAUUCAAAACAGUAAUUGUGGCCAUAUUUAAACUAAUUUAAAUGCUGCUUUUGUGCCAAGCUUUAUACGAAAUAUAAUUUCCAGUAAUUGUAUGUCCCAAGUGCGAAUAAAACCAUGCUACGUACAA
Messenger RNA from Ciona intestinalis (vase tunicate), 2893 nucleotides. RefSeq names its product vezatin. Lineage: Eukaryota; Metazoa; Chordata; Ascidiacea; Phlebobranchia; Cionidae. Gene Ontology annotation, cellular component: plasma membrane. Gene Ontology annotation, molecular function: myosin binding. Gene Ontology annotation, biological process: cell-cell adhesion. The record is from RefSeq and is a predicted model, not a curated record.